AUGGCCUCAGAAGGCAAUAUUGUUACAGAUGGGUAUAGAUAUAAUGGAGCCAAAGGAGACAUCAAAGUUUAUAACCCUGCUGUUGAGCUUGAUGAUGAAUAUAGUACUUCUCAAGUUUGUCUCAUAAAUGGUGCUUAUUAUGACUUUGAGAGUGUUGAAUCUGGAUGGGCGGUAAAUCCCAGCGUAUACGGGGACAGACAGACUCGAUUUUUCGUAUACUGGACUGUUGAUGGUUCAAAGAAAACUGGUUGCUUGAUCUCACUUGUCCUGGAUUUGUUCAGACUAGCCAUGAAAUUGCUCUUGGAUCCGGUAACAAGCAAUUGGUGGGUGCAAUAUGGGGAGAGAAUUAACGUCGGUUAUUGGCCGCCGGAGCUCUUUGUUGCACUGAGCUACCAUGCAACAAGUGCUGAAUGGGGAGGUGAAGUUUAUAGCUCAAGAGUGGGAACAACUCCUCACACAAAAACAGAUAUGGGCAGUGGACACUUUGCUGAUUCUGUUUGGGGGACUUCAGGCGCCAUAAGAAGAAUCCGAAUACAUGAGAAUUCACCUGGGCUGAAAUUCCCUGAUAUAGUUACUACUUUGAUGGAUGAGUUCAACUGUUAUAAUGUUAGGUAUCUUUCAGAUUAUGUUGAAGAUCCUGAGUUCUAUUAUGGAGGGCCUGGUAGAAAUUAUAUGUGCCCUUAA
Prunus armeniaca (apricot) is the source of this 684-nucleotide messenger RNA. The record is from the annotation of a GenBank genome assembly. Lineage: Eukaryota; Viridiplantae; Streptophyta; Magnoliopsida; Rosales; Rosaceae.